GGGGGGGGGGGGUAAUCUGUAUGUUGGCAUGUGGAGGGUCUUCAUCGCACCAGAUCGGACUUGAAAGCAGGCCUGCUCGAGCCAGAAUCAGAGCAGACAGGAGCAAUGUCUUCUGAAGUCGUUGACAGUUGACCCGUGUCCAAGGACCACGCGUCGGUAUUUGUCACUGGCUCGACUGUGUACUGUAUGCGUCCUCCCAAGGUUAUGACCGAGCUGCUGUAUAAAGAGCAAAUCAGGCGGCUUAUAUUUAGCCUCGCAAAUGACGCUCUGUGGAUUAUGUCUUGUGGCUCUCCGGUUUCGUCUUCAGCGACUCUGCCAAACAUGACAGAGGUUGCGGUCCAAGCUAUUCAGGUGAGGCUCAGUGUCAUGUUCUUCCGCACCAGACAUUUUUUUUUGGCUCCCCGCUAAGCACACAAAUCCGCGAAAAUAAUUGCAGUCCUCCAUCGUCUUCCUCCGGGAGUGAAAGGCUACUCACGCAGCACUCGCGCCAGACUCACAGAUCAGUAGCGCCGGAGGUUGUUCCACCGGCCGACUUUUGGGAAUCAUGGAUGUCCUCGCUUUAGAGGCAAAGAAUGUGAACGGUUCAGAGUCCGAGAAGAAGUCUUCAUCCAGACCCAGACCCAAACCCAAACCACCCAAAAAGCCCAAAAGGAUUGUUUACUUUGAAGUGGAGAUUAUAGAUGUGAAGACUAAAGAGAAACUGCUCCUGUUGGACAAGGUGGAACCGACUUCCACCAUUUUGGAUAUUAAAGCUUUGUUUCACAAAUCAUAUCCCAAGUGGUACCCGGCGAGACAAUCUCUGCGCUUGGAUCCGAAAACAAAGUGUCUCCGGGAUGAGGAAGUCCUUCAAACACUUCCUGUGGGAACCACGGCCAGCUUCUACUUCAGUGACCUUGGACCACAACUAACAUGGGGGACUGUGUUCCUUGCAGAGUGCGUGGGUCCGCUGGUCAUCUAUUUAAUGUUCUACUUCCGCCUCCCUUUCAUCUAUGCUCCAAAACACGAUUUCACCGCCAGCGAGAACUGGGUCGUACAUUCUGCUUGCCUCUGUCACUCUUCGCAUUACAUCAAGAGGAUUCUGGAGACGAUGUUUGUUCACCGCAUCUCGCACGGGACCAUGCCCCUCCGGAAUAUAUUUAAGAAUUGUGGAUUUUACUGGUGCGCCGCAGCCUGGAUGGCGUAUUACAUCAACCACCCGCUCUACACGCCACCACUUUACGGGCAGCAGCAGGUGAAUCUUGGACUUUAUAUUUUCUUGUUUUGCCAAGUUGGGAAUUUUUCGAUCCACGUGGCCCUUCGUAACCUCAAGCAGCCAGGUUCAAAAGUUAAGAAGUUUCCUUACCCGACAAAAAAUCCCUUCACAUGGAUUUUCUGGCUGGUGUCUUGUCCAAACUACACUUAUGAGGUGGGCUCGUGGCUGGGCUUCAGCGUGAUGACGCAGUGCCUGCCCGUGGCGCUCUUCACGCUGGCCGCUUUUGUGCAGAUGAGCGUGUGGGCCCGAGGCAAACACCGAGCCUACUUGAAGGAGUUCAAGGACUAUCCCACCCUACGCUCCCCCAUACUGCCUUUCAUCCUUUAGAACACCACAUGGAUGUUGGGGGCGGGGGAAUCUCCCCCCCCCCCCCUAUCAGGGGCCAUUUUUUUUGUACAUGUGCUCCC
Molecule: messenger RNA, 1659 nt
Organism: Hippocampus comes (tiger tail seahorse)
Lineage: Eukaryota; Metazoa; Chordata; Actinopteri; Syngnathiformes; Syngnathidae
Gene: tecra
Product: trans-2,3-enoyl-CoA reductase a
Exons: 11
Coding region: 545-1579 (344 amino acids)
Biological process (GO): very long-chain fatty acid biosynthetic process
Molecular function (GO): oxidoreductase activity, acting on the CH-CH group of donors
Source: RefSeq, a predicted model, not a curated record